Ilex paraguariensis (yerba mate) is the source of this 2305-nucleotide messenger RNA. Lineage: Eukaryota; Viridiplantae; Streptophyta; Magnoliopsida; Aquifoliales; Aquifoliaceae. The record is from the annotation of a GenBank genome assembly.
AUGUUUUCAACAAACCCAUGGGACGAAUGGAUUUGGAUUCUGGAGAGAAAAGCCCAAACCACAACUCGAAGAGUCACAGUUCAGCGGCCAGUCGUCUUCAUCUUCAGCUUCUCAUCUUCAAUCUCAUUUCAAAGGUUGGGGUUGCAGAGCGUAAAAAUGUCAUUUCUCCAAACAUCUCUCCCAAUACCAACACCCCCACGAAGCCUCUCAUCCUCCAAAGUCCUCUCCGGCCCAACCCAUAUCUUCCUCACCUACAAAUUCUCUCACCUCUCACUCACAACCACCAUCACCCCUAACAUCCCCUUAAAGACGACGACGACGAUUCGUAUGGGUGGUGGUCCGAGAACCUAUCCAGGAGGUGUAUCAAAGUGGCAAUGGAAGCGAAUGCAACAAAAGAAAGCCAAACAGCUCCUUAAGGCCAGACUGGCUCGUGAACGCAGUAUCUAUGAAAUGCGUAAAAGGGCCGAACUCAAAGCAGCCGUAUCGGAGCUCGAGAGGCCUUGGGAGGUUGUUGAAAAAGCACCCACUUUGUUCUCUGUGAGCGCCGAUGAACAGGUAAAGGUUUUGGCUGAUAGGUUUCAGAUGCCAGGUGGGUUCGAUUUGUGGUCUGAGAGAGAUGGGCCUCAGCUGUUUGAGACUGUGGAUGAAAUUCCCUCGGCUAGGUUUUUUCCCAAAGGUGUUGUUCAUAGUAUCAAGCCGUAUGGGAAGAUUGAUAAGGACGUUGAUGUCGAUGAAUUGGGUAACUCAAACCUAGAGGGAGAAAUGGAAGGGAAAAUGAGGGUGAACAGAAAUGGGUAUGAUAAGAAUUCGAGAAAUUUGAGAGGUGACUUGUAUAGUGAAGGAAAUGUGGAUGAUUUGGGGUUGAAAAAAUCAAAGGUAUUGUUGAAUGAGGCUAAGAGUGGAAAGGGUUUGAAGGGUAAGUUUAGAAAGAAUGAGAAGAGAAGAAAGUAUAUGAGUGAUUCGGAGGGGUUGGGUUCAGGAGAAGGUGAUCUGUAUCAAAGAAAAGAUAGGAGCAUUCGCGAAUUGCGUGAUAGUGAUGCAGAGCUUAGCAUGGAUAGGGGUUUGGAGGAAUUUGAAAGUUCGAAUUCAGAAGUGUAUGAUAUGAGUUUGCAACAUGAUGGAAGUUACAGGUUUGCAGGGGAGGAUUGACAAUUUGACUCAAGUUUUGGUGCUAAGGAUGGACUUGGAAAUAAAUUAGGCGACCAAUAAUGAAACGAAUUUCAGAAUUUACAUGAAAGGAAGUGGUGGUUCUUUAUGAUCUCCUUGAUACUGUGUUCCUACAUCAAAGUGGUUUCACAUUUGGUAUAUGAAGUGUAUUUGAGACCAAGCUUUAGAAGUUGAGCAGGUAUUAAUCCUCAUUGUUCCAGAGAGUACAUAUCAUAUGUGUAUUUUUAUUUCUGCUUUAACUUUUGUCAUGCAAAAUUGUGUAUUGAGUCUUUGACUUUGGAUCAUUAUGCAUUCUCCAGCUGCUUUUUCCUUUUUGUAAUUGAUGAGUCAUUACAUAUCCUGUAUGUAAGUUAGGGAUGAUUGCACUAUCUCUUUUUGGGUUGUUGGUCUGCCACAACUCUCUGGAAAUUUCAGGCAACUUUUGACAAGCCAAAUUAUUUGGACACCUAGGGAAGAAGAUCAGAAAUAGAGACUUUGUCUUGGUAAAUCCAAAUCAGUUGGAGUUGGAAUUCUUUUGACCCCAUCUUCCUUGUUGUUUCCAUAAGUUUAUGGCUUGUCAUUGGUGGAAUGGCUUCUCUUCACUAGUUCCUUAUCAGAUAGACAACAAGGAAAAUUGUUUGACACAACCUAUUUUUUGGAUCCAAAGAAAAUCAUGAGGGCUGAAUAACGAAAUAUAUAUCAAAUGGACCCUAAUGCAUCAGAUACCUGUUCUAGCACUAAUAUAAGGGUACAUGACACGGAUCUGUGCUCAACCAUUCUUGUUUGACUUGCCCAGCACUCCCUAAAUGUCCUUUCUUACGUAAAUGCUCUCAAUUAUGAGAUUUUAAUGUACAUUCGGAAUUCCUAAAGCUUCCUGACAGAUAGACGCCAUGGUUAGGCGAGUGUUUUCCUCUAUCGACAUUGCAAAUCUGUUUGCUAGCCUGCGGAAAAGCACAAGAUUGGAUUUUGGAGAGAACUUGUGGGAUAUACAAUAGAAGAGAGCAUAAAAUAGAUCCAUAGAUAACAUUGUUGAAAUGUAUGCGUAGUAACUAGUGUAAUAAUAGUUAGACCGACCACUAAUUUCUUGUUACCAAAUCUAUACUACUAAUAAAAGUACCUUAACAUGAAGAAUUUUUGAUUCACUAUUUUACCCUUAUAA